AAAGCAAAAUAAUAUUGGGGAUUUAUGAAUUUCUAGGGUUUUACAACUUUCAAAAUGUAAGCUGCUUUUCACUUCUCUACCAAACCAUCGAUCCACCAUACCAAAUUAUCCAUAUAAUAAUAAUCAUAAUCAUAAUCGUAGUAGUAGUAGUAGUAGUAGGAACAAUGUUUACUUCGUUCAGUUUUUAAAUGGUGAAUUGAAAGAGGAAGUCCUUUCAAAAGCAAAAAUAAUGUGAAAGAAUUGGGGAUUUUUAUGAAAUUCUAGGGUUUUACAACUUUCACUGCUUCUUCAUCUUCUCUACCAAACCAUCGAUCCACCAUUCCAGAUUAGCCAUAUAUAAUAAUAAUAGUAGUAGUAGUAGUAGGAACAAUAAGUAGAUAACAAUGUUUACUUUGUUUCAGUUUUUAAAUGGUGAAUUGCAAGAGGAAGUCCUUUCAAAACAUGAUCUUCUAGAGUUGAUUGAGCUAAAGCUUGUAAGCAAAACAUGUCGACAAAUGAUUGAGUCGCCGACUUUUGCUAUAGCUUACAAUCAGAGACCUAUAAGAUGUGCUCCGGGUUACAUAGUUGCUCAAGGUCUCACCGAAUAUUGGCAAACUUGAACUAAUCAGAAUAUCAGAUGGGAUGGUCACGACGAUACGCUUAGACGUUUUCCUACGAGCAUAUGUGCGUAAAGAAGGUAGUAUAUCUGUACUUGCUGCUUAUGGUAGUCUUAUUUUGUUAAGGGCCUUCACACAGCAGAAUGGAUGGCAUUUAUUAGUGUUUAACAUACCAUCUAGGCAAUUUUACAUUGUCCCUAGGCCUUCAGGUUUUGAUAUGGAUUUCCAGAUCAAACAACAUAUUAGGUUCUGUAUUGAAGAGCCCCAAUCCAUCCCCCUUAGAUUAGUGAACAUGGAAUGAUUCUCAUGCGUCCCCAAGAGGCAUUUUUGGUGUCUGGCCCGUUUUACAAGAACCUGUCUCUUGAUGAGGGACUGCCCGAAUUCAACAAUCCACCUUUUAAUCACAAUGAUUUGGAACCGGGGGGUGGAUGGCAGCACGAGAUCUCUAAACAUUAUGGCAGAGAUGGGUAUGCAGUUCUCAUGUUGAGACACACCAACCCGGCUUUUCAACAUUAUUUUCGUUUUCGUGCCAUACGUUUGUUCAACAUACGCAAGGAUUGGAGUUCCUACGAUCAUGUGAGUUCUGUCCCACGAAGACUCCUCGGGAGAUUACCGUAUCGAGUAACACACGAAUGCCAUGUAGAACAGAAUGGCACAAAAGUAAACAUCAUAAUGGUAGUUGGCCAAGAUCCUCUUGGCGACUCCGACGACGACGAUGAUGAUGAGGCAGAGGAGGAGGAGGAGGAGGAGGGAGAAGGAGGAGUUGGAGUUGCAGAUGAAGAGGGAGUUGGUGUUGGAGAUUUAAAUCAAGUUGGAACAAAUGGGGUUGGAGCCGAAGAUUCAGAUGAGGAUCAAGAUCAAACUGAGAAUCAAGAUCUUGAUAAUGGAUAUGCAUCUGAAGAUUGGGAUGAUGAGGAUGAAGAAGAUAUUGAUAUUGAUGCUAGACAUUGGAACUUGAUGCAUUUUAUUUACGACAUACCCACUCAAGAAUGGACUAGCACAUUUUUCAGUAUGAGGGAUUAUGAGGAUGUUGGCGACCCGGUAUUCACCUCACGUCUUAUGCUAGGGGUUAUGGUGCAGGUUUAAGUUGAUUAAUUCAAGUAUCAAGAGAGAAGAUUAGACACUGAACUAUUAAUUCAAGUAUCAAGAUUAGACAUAUGAAGUAGAGGCCCAUGGAUCCAAGUUCCAACCACUUUUGUUUCUUUUAACAGAUUAUUUAAAAGAAGUUUCUAGUCAUCAAAAACCUGUUCGAUUUAUGUUGAAUUCCUGCUGUCAACUUGAAUCGGCUUGAAACAUUUUGUUUGUUAGAGAGAAUUCCUGGAUUCGUAGUGAACUGCUUUUGUUAUUUGAUCGUUUACUUGUGAAUGAACAUCAAUCUGGGUUAUGUUUAUCACUAAUGGGUCAAAAGUCACCCAGAGUGUCCAUUUUAUCCUCAUAGCCUUGUAUUUAUUUUUAAUCAGAUGUUCUAUUAUCAUUCAA
Erigeron canadensis is the source of this 2075-nucleotide messenger RNA. RefSeq lists its product as uncharacterized. The transcript is spliced from 2 exons. The record is from RefSeq and is a predicted model, not a curated record. Lineage: Eukaryota; Viridiplantae; Streptophyta; Magnoliopsida; Asterales; Asteraceae. The coding region runs from base 894 to 1682 and encodes 262 amino acids.